Messenger RNA from Dentiscutata erythropus, 333 nucleotides. NCBI's taxonomy places the organism in Eukaryota, Fungi, Glomeromycota, Glomeromycetes, Diversisporales, Gigasporaceae. The record is from the annotation of a GenBank genome assembly.
CGGUGAUGGAACUUUAAGAAAAAAUUUUUUGAUUUGGAAAAAUUGGGGCAUAGGAAGUGCCGUUGGACUUCAUUAUACGCAAUUAAAAAUUUUACUUCGUGGCGCACAACUCGCAAAAGAAAAUGGUCGAAUCGUGUACUCUACAUGGUCAAUGAAUCCUUUUGAAAAUGAAGCAGUAGUUGCAGAAGUUUUAAGACGUUCCAGGGGAAAUUUACAUCUUGUAGAUGUUUCCAACCUACUGCCGCAAUUAAUAAGAGCACCAGGGGUUACAACGUGGAAGGUAAUGAGUAAAGAAAAUAAAUGGGUUGAUAAAUUAGAAGAUAUAGAUUCAAA